AUGGAUUUUUAUACUAAAAGUGUCUAUGCUGCUGUUGCAAGAUCACAAAAUCCUGAUAUUGAAUCUUUAACUGAUAAUAAUUUGUAUUUAAUGCAAAGUAAAAUAUGUGCAGAUCAUCUUUCUGAUAAACACCAAAAUUGUUGGCCUGAAAUUUGCUGGAAAGUUAAAAAUCCAGAAAUUCAAUUAGUUAAUCCAAAUUUAGUUGAAUAUACUCAAAAUCAA
Messenger RNA from Racocetra persica, 222 nucleotides. NCBI's taxonomy places the organism in Eukaryota, Fungi, Glomeromycota, Glomeromycetes, Diversisporales, Gigasporaceae. The record is from the annotation of a GenBank genome assembly.